UUAAUUUUAGUUUUUAGAUGUUAUAAAGGAAGGGUAGUUAGAGGAGUUUGUGUUUGUGAUCAAAAUUAUAUUGGAAAAUUCUGUGAACGUGAAAUGCAUUGUUUAGGAUUUGAAAGAACAGAAAAUGGAUCUUGUUAUAAUUGUAAAGAAAAUUUUUGGGGAACAGAUUGUGACAGACCAAAAUGUAAACAUGGAGGGAAAGAAAAUAAUUACACACAAAUAUGUGAAUGUAUUUCCCCUCAUUCUGGUGUACAUUGUGAAGUAUUACGUGUAGAAGAUGUUUAUUAUCAUUAUAAUACAAGAGCUUAUAUUAUUGGCCCAAUUGGUGUACUUUUAAUUAUUCCGAUGGUUAUUUGCUUCAUUGUUUGUGAAAGAAAUGCAAGAAAAAGGCAAAUUAAUCGAAUACAGAAAACUUGGGCAAAUGAAUUAGAAAAUAAAGAGGAAAUGAAAGAAAGAAGAAAUUCUUUACUAAAUUAA
Meloidogyne enterolobii is the source of this 477-nucleotide messenger RNA. The record is from the annotation of a GenBank genome assembly. Lineage: Eukaryota; Metazoa; Nematoda; Chromadorea; Rhabditida; Meloidogynidae.